Messenger RNA from Penicillium longicatenatum, 840 nucleotides. RefSeq names its product DUF2293 domain-containing protein. The transcript is spliced from 3 exons. The record is from RefSeq and is a predicted model, not a curated record. The coding region runs from base 1 to 840 and encodes 279 amino acids. Lineage: Eukaryota; Fungi; Ascomycota; Eurotiomycetes; Eurotiales; Aspergillaceae.
AUGGCACCACGCACAAAGCCAAAAGUUCACCAUCGGAAGAAAUUCGCGGGUCGACGUCAUGGAAGAGCCCACAAGCGCUCUUCAGACCUCACUUCCCCGCCAAAAACCACCGGCUCACGCCGCAAGCCCCCCAGAUCCAAGGCCCCCGCGGGGUCUGGCAUCCUCCCUGAUUCCAAUGACCCAUUAGAAGAAAACAUAUUUGAGCGUGCCGCCAUGCCAGAAGACUAUGUGUUUGUCCCCAAGGGCAAUGUGUACAUUACCAGACACUGCCGAACCGAUACCAAGACAUCCAAUCGGGUAGUCUAUCUUGUCUACGACAAAGCUGCCAAGCGAACCCUGGGCAUUAGAGUCCCAGAUGAGAUCCACAAAAACGUAUCUAAGCGGGCAACCUUAACGGCAGAAAAACGCGCCAGCGCUGUCCAAGUCCGCGAUGAAACCUUCAUCAUGCGCGGCCGGGCACUACUCUACAAUGAGUUUCCAUUGAUGCCCCAUGAGACACUUGAAACAAUCCUGAACCAUGCGUUCCUUAAAGGGUCUGGGCGGGUAGGACGUACCUCAACUACGACAGAAAAACGCAAGGCUACUCUCGCCGUUGAAGCUCACAUCCGGCAUAAGCAUACGAAUUACGAAACGCUGCUUGCGUCUGGAGUGGAAAGAUGCGAGGCACGAGAGAGGGUAUGGCAGAAUGUCAAAGUAAUCAGGAAGGCUUGGGAAGGAAGUAAGGAACUGAAAAAAAUUGAGACGGUUUUGCGCCCGGCACAUACUGAUGGCGAUGAUGAUGUUGAUGAUGUUCCAUGCAUUGUUGUGUCUGACGAUGAUGAUGUUAUUGUGCUGGAUUAA